AUGACCUUCAACUCGAUCAUCAAAGUCUACACAGUAGCUGCAAGUCCGAACUGGUUCAUGCCAUGGCAGACCAAGCAGCAGAGGGAGAGCACCGGGUCUGGGUUCAUAAUCGAAGGGAGAAGGAUCAUCACCAACGCACAUUGCGUCGCAGACCAGGCGCAUGUCAUGAUUCGCAAGCACGGAGACCCGACCAAGUACACUGCGAGGGUGGUGGCAGUGGGACACGAGUGCGAUCUUGCCCUGCUGACCACUGACUCCGAGGAGUUCUGGGAGGGAACUCGACCCCUGACGUUCGGAGGCAUCCCUGAGCUACAAGACCCAGUAGCUGUUGUCGGCUAUCCGACGGGGGGAGACAACAUCUCAGUGAGCGUCGGCGUCGUCUCACGAGUCGAGCCUCAGCAGUACGUGCAUGGUGCGACCUCACUGCUAGCCAUCCAGAUCGAUGCAGCGAUCAACCCAGGAAACAGCGGAGGGCCGGCAUUGAUCAACCAUGAGGUCGUAGGUGUUGCUUUCCAGAGCUUGGAGGGAGCUGAAAACAUCGGCUUCAUCAUCCCGGUUCCGAUCAUCAAUCAUUUCCUCCGAGAUGUGGAGAAGAACAGUGGAGUCUAUGGAUUCCCUGCCCUCGGCAUCAGCUGUCAGGCCAUGGAAAACACUCAGUUACGAUCCUUUUACGGCAUGAAAACCAACGAGACUGGAGUGCUCAUAUGCAAGAUUCGCCCACUGACUGACAGUGCUCAGAAGUUGAAGGAGCACGACGUGAUUCUUGAAAUUGACGGCCAAGUGGUCGGAAACGAUGGGACUGUAGUGUUUCGCAAUCGAGAAAGGAUUUCUUUCGACUAUGUGCUCUCUCGCAAGUUUGCAGGUCAGUCCCGGCUGCAGGAUGUCCAACUUUACUCAGUUGAGGCGCAGCCUCUGAAGCAUUUGGUUCCCAUCCAGCAGUACGAUCUUCUUCCCCGCUACUUCAUCUACGCAGGCCUGGUCUUCACUCCGCUGUCUCAGCCUUACCUGCAUGAAUAUGGCGAUGACUGGUACAACACAAGUCCUCGUCGGCUAUGCGACCGAGCCCUCAUGGGAGAGCAGCAGAUCGAGGACCAGGAGGCCGUCAUUCUCUCACAGGUGCUGCAGGACAGCACAAACGCAGGGUACGAGGCUCUCUGUAACAUGCAGGCAAGAUGUCCUUGA
This is a messenger RNA of Guillardia theta CCMP2712, 1182 nucleotides long. RefSeq lists its product as hypothetical. Gene Ontology annotation, molecular function: serine-type endopeptidase activity; protein binding. The transcript has 10 exons. Lineage: Eukaryota; Cryptophyceae; Pyrenomonadales; Geminigeraceae. Bases 1 to 1182 code for a protein of 393 amino acids. Gene Ontology annotation, biological process: proteolysis. The record is from RefSeq and is a predicted model, not a curated record.